Juglans microcarpa x Juglans regia is the source of this 1240-nucleotide messenger RNA. RefSeq names its product syntaxin-22-like. Gene Ontology annotation, biological process: vesicle fusion; intracellular protein transport; vesicle-mediated transport. Lineage: Eukaryota; Viridiplantae; Streptophyta; Magnoliopsida; Fagales; Juglandaceae. The transcript is spliced from 7 exons. Gene Ontology annotation, cellular component: membrane; SNARE complex; endomembrane system. Gene Ontology annotation, molecular function: SNAP receptor activity; SNARE binding. Bases 249 to 1070 code for a protein of 273 amino acids. The record is from RefSeq and is a predicted model, not a curated record.
CACCUAAUUGUUUAGGUGUCUCCCGAAUCAGCCUCUCUCUACCAUCGAAUUCCUCUCUCUCGACUCUCUCUCACACAACCCCCCCCCCCAAAUCUCUGCUUCGUCCUCAGCUCCCUUAAAAUCUAAUUAUCCCCUUACCCGGUCAGGAUUACCCGGAUCACUGUAUUCAAACACCGAAUUCCGAUCCUUUUUUCCAGGAAAAUUCCCUUUGAUUUUCUCGAGAAAGUUAGGGUUGGGUUUCGAUAAUAAUGAGCUUCCAGGAUCUCGAGGCUGGCCGCCCCUUCACAUCGAGGCGAGACCGCAUCAAUGGCAAGCAGGACUCCACACAAGCCGUUGCCUCCGGGAUCUUCCAGAUCAACACCGCCGUCUCCACGUUUCAGAGGCUCGUCAACACGCUCGGCACCCCCAAGGAUACGCCCGAGCUCCGCGACAAGCUGCACAAGACGAGGCUACAUAUUGGGCAAUUGGUGAAGGAUACGUCAGCUAAACUUAAACAAGCUAGUGAAAUAGAUCAUAAUGUAGAAGUUAAUGCCAGCAAAAAAGUUGCUGAUGCUAAACUUGCAAAAGAUUUUCAAGCUGUGCUGAAAGAAUUUCAGAAGGCUCAACGGCUUGCGGCUGAGCGGGAAACAGCAUAUACUCCUUUUGUUCCCCAAGCAGUUCUUCCUUCUAGCUACACAGCCAACGAGAUGGAUGUAAGCAUAGAUAAGAGUCCAGAACAGCGUGUUCUUUUAGUGGAAUCUAGAAGACAGGAGGUCUUGCUGUUGGACAAUGAGAUCGCCUUCAAUGAAUCUAUAAUUGAGGAAAGGGAACAAGGUAUACAAGAAAUCCAGCAGCAAAUUGGUGAAGUGAAUGAGAUUUUCAAAGAUCUUGCUGUGCUGGUCCAUGAGCAAGGAGCUGUGAUUGAUGAUAUUGGCUCCAAUAUCGAGGGUGCUCAAGCUGCAACUUCACAAGGGAACUCUCAACUUGUGAAAGCCUCGAAGACCCAAAGAUCAAAUUCGUCUCUGGCGUGCUUGCUCUUGGUGAUAUUUGGGAUUGUGCUUCUCAUUGUGAUCAUAGUACUCGCGGCUUAAUCAGAGUUUGAUUGGUCGUUGAGCAGAUGUGCUGGUGCUUAACACAUUUGGAGGUUUCUGUUGGGUGGGGUGUUUGUUCUCCUGUAAUUGUGUUUGGGGGUCUUGAGGAUGUGUUUCAGCUUCUUGGGUUAUUGUCCUUUUUCCUAUUUAUAAUUAAUAUCUUUAUUCUU